This is a messenger RNA of Brassicogethes aeneus, 4874 nucleotides long. NCBI's taxonomy places the organism in Eukaryota, Metazoa, Arthropoda, Insecta, Coleoptera, Nitidulidae. The record is from the annotation of a GenBank genome assembly.
GAGAAGUGCUGUGACGUCAAGUUAUAUUUUUUAUUUUAGAAAAGGGUGGUGGUAGAUUGUGCGCAGACGUGAAAAAAAUCGUUCGAUGUCAAAGUGAUUCAGGUGUAGUUAGUUUUUUCACUGCUGUAGGCUUGAAAAUAGCACAAUUUUAUUGUUUUUCGACCAUAUAUAACAACGUCGUGUAGUGUUAGCUAACCGUACGGUUUAGUUAGGGUAGUUUUUGACGUAGGGCUGCUGAAAUGGCAAGCCUACGGGACGGCUUGUGCAAAAAAACGAGAUUUUUAUGCGUUUUGGUGGUUUUAAUCGUCAGUGUAAAUAAGUCGAGCUGCGCGGAUUCUAACGCCUCGACGGAGCAGCCGCACUGCGUGUGGUACGGCGAGUGUACGUCGGGUGCCAAAAAGCAAAAUUGCGCGUACGACGGUCCAGGCAAGCCGCUGCCGAAAGAGGGCGCUGACAUACUGAAAAAAUGGUGCCCCGAUUUGGAUGCGACGGCCACCUGUUGCGACUCGCAGCAGCUAAAAACCAUGGAUACCAGUCUCACGUUGCUUAAUUCCAUCGUGGGAAGAUGUCCGACUUGCUUGUCGAAUAUGGUGGCACACAUCUGCCGUAUGAGUUGCGGCGUGGACCAAUCGAAGCACAUGCAAGCCGUAAAAACCAGCGUCAAUCCUAAAACGAACAAAACCUACAUCGCCGAGUUGGACGUUUACCUUUCCAACGCUUACAUGCAAAAAUCGUUCGAAUCCUGCAAAUCCGUCAGCAUGCCCUCGGCCGGAAAGUUGGCCAUAGAGUUCAUGUGCGGCGAAUGGGGGGCCGACAAGUGCAAUCCCACCAGAUGGUUUGGGUACAUGGGAUCAAUCAAACUAAAUCCUUUCGCGCCAUUCCAAAUAAAUUAUAAGAACAUUACAGAACCCGUUAACGGUUUUACUCCAAUCAACCCAGCUGCUAAACCCUGCAAUGAAGCCGUAAACGAAAAUUCAAUGGCCUGCAGUUGCGUGGACUGCGAGGAGAGUUGUCCGGUGCCACCCACCCCGCCGCCGAAACCCGCCCCUUUCAAAGUGGCCGGCGUGGACGGUCUGAAAUUCUGCCUUGUCGUCGCCUUCUUCGUGGGAUCUCUUCUAUUUAUACUGCUCGUGUUUGUCUGCCAACCGAAGAUGAAUUUCGCCGAGGGUUUGAGGGGGGCAGACGAGAUGCGCGCGGCUGUCGGCAGACGAUUGGCCGACGUGGCCGAGGGACGGCAACACCACACGACCUUGAACGACGCCAGCGAGCACAGCCCUCUGCAACAGGAUUCGAAAAGAUCGAGUGUAACAUCUGAACUCGGCCACGAGAUGGACACGCAUUCGAUAAACAAAGCUCCAGGGGAACACACCACGUCGUCGUUCAUCGAGAGGUUGGGCGCCAACACGGACUCCUUACUCCAGAAGUUCUUCGAAAGGUGGGGCGUUUUCUGCGCCGAACGACCCUGGUUGAUCCUGCUGCUGGGCGCUUUCUUGGUCACAGCCUGCGGACACGGCAUCAAGUACCUGAAGGUGACCACCGACCCGGUGGAGUUGUGGGCUUCCCCCCUAUCCCAAAGCCGCGUGGAGAAGGAGUACUUCGACAGUCACUUCGAGCCCUUCUACAGGAACGAGCAGGUCAUAAUACGAGCCGUGAACCUGUCCUGGAUCGAGCACUUUACGGCAGACGGCAUCGUGCGAUACGGGCCAGCCAUGAACGACACUUUCCUCAAGGCCGUGCUCGAUCUGCAGGAGAGAAUCAAAAGCAUCGGCGCGGGAACCGAUCACAGCUUCGAUAAAAUCUGCUUCGCGCCUCUACGCCAGGACGGACAAGUCGAGACGAGCACCAGCGAGUGCGUCGUUCAAUCCGUCUGGGGUUACUUUCAAGACGACCUCGAGAAAUUCGACCACAAAGGCGUGGAUCCGAACGGCAACGAGACCAACUACCUGGACGUGAUCAGCAAGUGCACGAAGUUCCCGUUCUUCGAGGCGUGCAUGGCGCCGUACAAGGGCCCGAUCGAGCCGGCCAUAGCGCUCGGCGGUUUUCUGAAACCCGGCGAGAGCCUCUCCAAGGACCCCGACUACGACGCCGCCACCGCCGUCAUCUUGACCUUCCUGGUCAACAAUCACCACAACAAGACGAAAUUGACGGCCGCCAUGGCGUGGGAGAGGGAGUUCGUGGCGUUCAUGCGGAACUACACGGAGAACGAGAUGCCGGAGUUCAUGGACGUGGCCUACUCGUCGGAGAGGUCGAUCGAGGACGAGCUGGACAGGGAGAGCCAAUCGGACGUGAUGACCAUCCUGGGCUCCUACUUGAUCAUGUUCGCUUACAUCGCCGUUUCGCUGGGGCAGGUCAACGAGUGCAGCCGACUCCUGAUCGACAGCAAAAUCACGCUCGGUUUGGGCGGUGUUUUCAUCGUGCUGGCCAGUGUCGUAUCUUCAGUUGGCAUCUUUGGUUUCAUAGGCACACCUGCCACUCUGAUCAUCAUCGAGGUGAUACCGUUCCUGGUGCUGGCCGUCGGGGUCGACAACAUCUUCAUCCUGGUGCAGACGCACCAUCGCGAGGCGCGCCGCCCCACCGAGACGCACGCGCAGCACAUCGGCCGCACGCUGGGGCACGUGGGGCCCUCCAUGCUGCUGACCAGCGUCUCCGAGAGCUGCUGCUUCUUCCUGGGCGGCCUCAGCGACAUGCCGGCCAUCAGGGCGUUCGCCCUCUACGCCGGCAUGGCCUUGCUGAUCGAUUUCCUGCUGCAGAUCACCUGUUUCGUCAGCUUGCUGUAUUUGGACACGCUCAGGCAAGCCGACAACAGGUUCGACGUCUUCUGCUUUAUAAGGCGGUCCAAGAAAGACGGUCCAUCACCGUCCGCAUUGGUCAAUCAAGAAGGUCUAUUGUACUCGUUUUUCAAGAGCAUCUACGUGCCUUUUCUCAUGAACAAAUUUGCGCGCGCCGUUGUGAUGAUCGUAUUCUUCGGGUGGGUUUGCUCCUCCAUCGCCGUGGUGCCCAGCAUAGAGGUCGGAUUGGAGCAGGAGUUGUCAAUGUCCGCCGACAGUUUCGUCUCGAAGUACUUCAAGUUCCUUAAGGAUUACCUCUCUAUCGGACCGCCGGUCUACUUUGUGGUAAAAUCCGGCUUAAACCUGAGCACUGCCGAAGAUCAGAACCUGAUCUGCGGCGGUCAGUUCUGCAACGCGGAUUCCUUGGCUUCGCAAAUCUUCGGCGCGUCUCGCAUACCCGAAUACUCUCACAUAUCGAGGCCGGCCUCGAACUGGUUGGACGACUACUUCGAUUGGUCGGCCAGCUCGGAAGCCUGCUGCAGAGUCAACGAAACGAACGGCCAGUUCUGUCCUCACCAAAACGACGAUUGCGACGCGUGCACCAUUCAUUACGCAAACAAAACCCACCGCCCCACAGCCGACGACUUCGAAAGGUACGUGUCGUUCUUCCUGAGGGACGUACCGGACGACACGUGCGCCAAAGGCGGCAAGGCCGCUUACGGCCAAGGCGUCAACUACGCGACCAACGGAACGACGAAACUCAGCACUGUGGGCGCCAACUACUUCAUGGCCUACCACACGAUUCUGAAGACUUCGGAGGAUUACUACGAGAGCAUGCGUUCGGCGCGAACCAUAGGCGCCAACUUGACGAAGACGCUGGGCACGGAGGUGUUCCCCUACUCCGUGUUCUACGUGUUCUACGAGCAGUACCUGACGAUGUGGCCGGACACGCUGAAGUCCCUGGGCAUCAGUCUGCUGGCCAUCUUCGUCGUGACGUUUUUGUUCAUGGGCUUGGACUUGUUCUCGAGCGUCGUCGUUAUCAUCACUAUAAGCAUGAUCCUCGUGAAUCUGGGCGGCCUGAUGUACUGGUGGGACAUAUCGCUGAACGCGAUAUCGCUGGUGAACUUGGUGAUGGCGGUCGGCAUCUCGGUGGAGUUUUGCUCGCACUUGGUGCACUCGUUCUCGGUGUCGAUAAAGCCGACGAGGGUCGAGAGGGCGGCCGAUUCUCUCACUCGCAUGGGAAGUUCCGUUUUCUCCGGCAUCACGCUCACGAAGUUCGGCGGCAUUUUGGUCUUGUACUUCGCCAAGUCGCAGAUCUUUCAGGUUUUCUACUUCAGGAUGUACCUCGGCAUCGUGAUAAUGGGCGCCACGCACGGACUCAUAUUCCUUCCCGUACUUCUGAGUUACAUCGGCGUGAUGCAGAACAGACGUAACCGCCAAUAUAACCGUCCAUCAUCAUCAGAAGACAUCGCAAACCAACAGUUUAGUCGAGGAGAAGUUGAGGAAGAGGACACGGUUGUGUCGCCACUGUUGCCUUCCACUUCGCGCACCAGUUACGAUGCUAUAGUGCACGCGUAGAGGGCGCCACUGUAAAUUAAUUAAAAGACUAUUUGUGAUGUGUGAUGAUGACUGUGUUCCGGAAAAAUGUUGAAAUUAACGCUCUGUUGGUUUUAGUGUUUUUCCUAAUUUAUUUUUUUAACCAAAGUUCGGUUUUUUAGUUUUGUACUUAGGUAAUUCUCAGAAGAAAAAAAUAGGCUUAUAAGGUGGAAAUUAUUGCUAGUAGUGCACAGUAUUUGUUGUUUUUGGUAUCAAAACAAAACGUUUUGUUUUACUUUUUAAAAGUUGUGAUUUUGUGUAAGUCAAAGCAUUUUAUAGGUUUUAUUUGGUACAUUCCAAAUUUUGGAACUACUUUUAAAUUAUUAUUCUACUUAAUACAGGGUCCAAAAUAUUUAAAUUUGAAAGUUUACAUACAAAAUUAUAUAUCAAGUUAUUGUAGGCUUUCCUAUGUGUUUAUAUACUUAUAUGUUAUUGGACAGAUAUUUUAUUGUAAAGAAAAAUAAUAUUUAAAUUAAUAAAUAAAUAUUUUAUACUAUUAAACUAGUUUAA